AGAGAGAGACAGAGACCAAGAGACAUCAGUGAUGAGAGAGAAUCAUUGAUCGGCUGCCUCCUGCAUGUUCCCCACUGGGAACGGAGCCCAAAACCCAGGCAUGUGCCCUGACCGGGGAUCAAACUGUGAUGUCCUGGUUCAUAGCUCGAUGCUCAACCACUGAGCCACACUGGCUCCUUGACCUUUUCUGACAUUCUGCAAGGUGCCAGUUCAUUGAAUCCUACUCCUUAUUCUGCUAUCCCUAUCAUUCAAUGACCUAUUACUUCAUCUCAUUGCCUCACCCAGUUAAGAAUUCUCAGCCAGCUCUGGCUGGGUGGCUCAGUUGGUUGGAGCGUCACCCCCGUGCACCAAAAGGUUGCAAAUUUGAUUCCCAGUCAGGGUAUAUACCUAGGUGGCAAGUUUGAUCCCCAGUUGGGGGCAUGGAUGGAUGGUUAGGCAAACAAUUGAUGUUUCUCUGUCACAUCGAUGUUUCUCUCUCUCUCUUCCUCUCUCUAAACAUAUCCUUGAGUGAGAAUUAAAAAAAGAGAACUCCCACAGCAUAGGACCUUUGAGAGAUCUCUCCUGCCAUUCUUCCCAGGAAUUUGUAAGUGAACACUAUUUUUAGUUACUUCCUAUGCAAUAAUUUUCCUUUGUAGAUUAACCAGUGGAUACGCAUUUGUUAAAACCACUGUCAGAGGUCAUAGAAGUAACAGGAAAUAGGUUCUGUUUUAAGUACAUUAGUAGAAAGUACACAUUCUCAGUCACAUUGCCCAGGAGCUUUCAGAGCAGAGCAGAGAUGUGGUCUGUUCUCAGUGCAUAGGCUGUUGUGGAGCGCGUUGGAUGGUAGAAGCAACUACCUGAGGAAGAUGUUAGAAAAGCUAGCUUUGGCCCAAACAGAAUUGAAGACGUAAUGAAAGACUGUGGGAGAUGGUUGCUGAGCAGGAAAGGAUCCUGGGACAGGACGAACAGGGACACAGACUUUUCUAACUUCUGAUUUAUCAAGUCCAAAGUUCCCUUUUCCUUUAUUUAAAAUGAACAUGAGGUGUGUGUGAGACGGGGGAGUUGAGAGAGAGCUAGGAUGGAAGGCCAGCACAGGCCUUUAGGGAAGACUGUUUCCUGUCUGGGCGCCUGGCAUGCAAGAUCUUUUGAGUUAGAAGGCAGGAUGGUAGGUUCACUCUCUAUUCCUUCCAUGUCUUGGUGCCCUGACAUUGAGGCCAGCAUCACAUAAUAGCAGUUAUUUUUUGAGCAACUACUAUGGUUCAGGCAAUGUAUGUGCCUUCAUUUAAUCCUCACAGCAAUCCUGUGAGGUAAUAUUAUCCUUCCCAAUUUUCAAAUGAGGAAACAAAGGCUGAGAACAAAUAAAGCCACUUUUGGUCCAUGGCAGUGACACUACAGUGCCCCUCCUCUUCACUCCUAAAGAAAAUGUCAUAUUUUGAUUCUAGUAUUAAUUAUUUUCCUGUUUGCCUUCUAAUGAAAAUUAGUUUAUCAAUUGUGUCCCAUUAGCCUUACUCUCACUAGUCCUCUCAUUAAAUAGAAAUUUAUUGGAGGUAGAGUUCUAUAAAUAGGGGAUAGUAUGUUAUCUCUUGCCUAAAGAUAAGAAAAGAGAAAGGGUGAUUCUACAAAGUGAAUUAUUUAGCUUAAAAUUGAGCAAUCUACUAGAACAUGGGUCAGUGGCAAAUUAUUGGAGGGGGGUGUGGAAUAAGCAGGACCAGGAACAAUAGGCUUUUUGUUAGCCAAUGGGGAGUCAAGAGGAAACAGCAACUCCCCAGUGUCCCCUCCCCACCCCCCACUGUUUUUGGUACAGGCUGCUGAUUUGUCUUAUUACUCCAGUGGUCCUGUGGGAGGGCAUUGUUGAGACAGUGAAGAGAUAGUCAUUGGAGAGUAUCACAUCAACCUGAGUCUGAACCCCUGCUUCUGAUAAAAGUUAACCUCUCUGAGAUCUAGUUUCCUUGUCCAUAAAACGGGGAAAAAAAUCUUACAGGCUUCUCAGAGUUAAGAUAAUGUGUAUAAAGGCAUAGUAUCAAUCACAUAGAGGAUGGUGAGGAAGUGACAGUAGUUGCUAUUAAACAAGGUGCUAGUUUUGUAUGUCAUAAGUAGUGUUACAGUGUGAGGUGGAAAAGCCAGAGCGAGAGGUGGGGUGCAGAUGCAGGAAGACACAGUUCUUAGAGGAGCAAGCCCUCCACCUUAGCUCCAUCAACCACCAGCCUUCCAUAGCACCUUUGAACCCUGGGCAAUUAGAGCUCUCCUUGGGGUCUUGGUGGGCUUUUUGCUUCUUCCAAGAUGGGAAGGCCCUGGACUGCAAGUAUUGUGGACUCAUGGAGAUCUAGGAAGCUCCAUGAACUUCACAAGUGGUUGCCAUAAACUGGGAAAGAAAAGGGGACUUCUUUGUGUUAGGCUUUAUGAUUUUUCCCUUUCAUCCUUCCACUAGCCCUCUAGCACAGCGGUUCUCAACCUGUGGGUCGCGACCCCUUUGACGGUCGAACGACCCUUUCACAGGGGUCGCCUAAGACCAUCCUGCAUAUCAGAUAUUUACAUUAUGAUUCAUAACAGUAGCAACAUUACAGUUAUGAAGUAGCAACGAAAAUAAUUUUAUGGUUGGGUCACAACAUGAGGAACUGUAGUUAAAGGGCCAGGAGGUUGAGAACCACUGCUCUAACAGAAUCAGUGCCUUACCCGUUUCUCCUGGGUACUCACCAUUCUAGUACAUACCCACAUGGUCCUAUUGCAAGAACCUGUGACUGCCAUAGCACUUCUCUAGGCUUGUGUGGCACAGGCUCUGAUUCCCUCUCGGUUUCAAAGGCCCUGGACUGUUGAGGUUGUGACAAGUAAUUAGGGCCCUGAAGCAGCCCUCAGCCAGUGAAAGAUGGAAGUUGGAGGAUAAAUACCACAGCUUCCUCGCCUCUCAGGUGGGUUCAUUUUAAACAGUUCUAUAGGGCUUAGCUCCCAGCAGCAACUUGAUUACAUACUCUCAUUGGCUUCCUUCCCUUCCUACCUCACUGCUCACUCCCCUUUCAGUGCUUACUGGAUCAGGGCUGGGACCAGGGUGAGGGGUACUCACUCUUGGGUUCAUGUAAGGGCGGGGUUGACACGUCCGUGAACUUUGAGGGCCUUUUUACAUUUUGUAGCAGGGCGCCUCACAUGCAUCAUUCUAAUCCCAGCCCUGGCCUGGAUCGCUUUCCAAUGAAACUAUUUACACUCAAAUUUGAUCUAAUUCUGGGGAACCCAAACUAAGGCAAAUCCUAUGUAGAAAUUAGUCUCCAUCUUUUACAUGUGGACAAACAGGCUCAGAGAAGUGAAGAAACUAAGGUCCUACAGCUAGUAAAUGGGAUGGUAUUUGAACUCAGAUCUGUCUGACAGCAGAGCCCAUGCUCUGUACUUCACUAUACUACCUCCCACCUCUCCCUUGAGUGACAAAAUCUCAGUGGAGAUUUCAGGUUUGGAUGGGCUCUUUCUCGCUGGGGAGGGCAGUCUUGGCCCUAAAUUGACUUAGCAGGGUGAAGGGAAGGUGGGUAGUACUAAGGGGAUAGAAGCAUCAGUGGGAAGAUGGAGGCAUGUGUUAACCUAGUGGAAAGGCUGAAGCCAUAUGCACUAGGAAGGCAGGAAGAGGUUACUGAUUUCCUCUCAGUUUCAAAAGCCCUGGACUACUGAGGUUGUGGGCGGGCUCUUCAAUUUAACAAAAAUAACAUCCUAUUCCUUGUCAGGCCUAGAAAUGGGCUCUGGAGUUCUAAAGAUGAGUAGGAAGCGUGUGCUUGGAGUCCACAGUUAUCAAUGCAAAGAUGGGAGAAAAUACCUGACACUAUGGGACCCAUAGGCCACACCCAGCUGGGGUUAGGGCCGGGAGGAAUUACCCAGGAAGGCUCCCCAAGCCUUGGUGAUGACUGGGGUAUAAUUUAAAGGUGGAAAGGCUGGAAAGGGCAAAGAAGGAGUCAUUCCAGACAGAUCCGCAUGAACAAAGACCUAACUGUAAAGCAGCUUGAUGGGUAGAAGAGAACUGCAAGGCAUAGCCUAGUGAAGGGGCAUGGAGGGAACUGUGGAGAGCUUAUCGAGGGCCUGUUUGCCUUGUUGCGGGGCACUGUCUGCUGUGAGAAGCAAGCCUGGGAGCAACUCAGAGCAGGGAGGAUCUGGUUCCUACGUAGCCCAGCAGAACUCUGGCUGUGCCCCACCUUUCCUCCUGCUGACCUCUCCCCAUUUCUCAGUUCCUUCUGGACAGCUCAAAUUUGAUCUAAUUCUGGGGAACCCAAACUAAGGCAAAUCAUACCUAUGCAGAAAUUAGUCAGGAUUUGUCCUUCCCCUUUUGGUCAGAGGUCAUCUGGUGUCCGAGGAGAGCUGCUGGCUACUACUGUGCCUAGGCUACCGCAAGGCCUGUCAACUGUUCACAGACCUUAAGUCCAGGUUGCCUCCUCCCUCCAAAGGCCCUGACACUCAGCCUGGGGUUCUGGGACCUCUGCUCCUGGGGAGAUGGACACACAUUUCCAGAAACAGACGAGGAGCUCUGGCGCUCUGGCUCAGGAGACUGCAGACUGGCUGCCAGCAUGAAUCACAGCUGGGCCUUUCACACUCAGUUCCAUAUUCUCAUCUCUUAACCGAACAAGGUUGAGAGAGACUGGAAAUCCAGGUUAGGCAGGACACUACGUCAUGGGUGACUGUCCUGUUCACUCCCAUCUCGAGCUCCCUGCCUGUCAGGGCCUAUAUGCUGUACUGGUACCCAGAGAACUGUGCAGCAGGGCUGAUGUCGGGUGUUCCCAGGCCCAGUCAAUGCCAAAACGAAUCCAAGAGCUACUGUCCCGGUCCUUCAUCAUCCUGGUGGAGGUCAUGUACUGUGUGGAUAAUGGUAGGGUUACUGCUGAUGAGGUGACCUAAAGCUUUAACGUAUCUGCUCACCAGUUUCCCUGAAAUGAAAAUUGGUGCAGUAUGUUGUCUCCUACCAUGGUGGGUAUCUUGGUGCAUGUGGGCUGCUAUAACAAAAUGCCACUGUCUGCGUAGCUUAUAAACAAUAGAAGUGUAUUACAAUUCUGGAGCCUGGAAGGCUGAGAUCAGGGAGCGAGUGUGGUCAGGUGAGGGUCCUCUUCUGGUUGCAGAUUUCUGGUGUCCUCCACAUGGUGGAAGGAGUGAGGGAUCUUCUGGAGCCUCUCUUAGGAGGAGACUGAUCCCAUUCAUGAGGGCUUCAUCCUCAUGACCUAAUCAUUUUCCAAAGGCCCCACCUAAUACCAUCACCUUGGGCAUUAGGUUUUCAACAUGAAUUUUUGGAGGAACACACAUUUCAUACCAUAGCAGUGAGCACAGUGAUGCUUCAAGGUUCUGUGCAUUCAAGAAGACUAGUUCAGCCGGCUGGCGUGGCUCAGUGGUUGAGCGUCAACCUAUGAACCAGGAGGUCAGAGUUUGAUUCCCGGUCAGGGCACAGUCCUGGGUUGUGGGCUCAAUCCCCGGUGUGUCGCUUGCAGGAGGCAGCCGAUCAAUGAUUCUCUCUCAUCAUUGAUGUUUCUCCCUCCCUCUCUGAAAUCAAUAAAAAUAUAUUAAGAAAAAAAAAAAGACUAGUACAGGGGAAAACCAACUUGGUGGCCAACAGAUUGACUACAGCCUGAGACUCCCCUCCCCUUUCAGUAGAGAAGAUCUAUGUUGUGAACCUACUGUCCCCCUUGGCCUACAGACUAACAGCUAGAUUCCAGUCUAGCUCCACCGCUCCACCACGCAGUCCCAUCUCCAUGCAUCCUCUUCAGAACCUUGGAGCUAUACUCCAUUCCAUGAAGACGUCUGAUUCUCCAUCAUGUUGUACAUGCUCCUCUCUUUUCCAAGGACCACCUGUCAGAAUACUACCAUUCCUUCAAGGCUCAGCUUCCUCAGCUUGCCCUGCCCACUCCAAGGCAAGUCUCUUCUGUGCUCACAUGACCUCUCACUCACUAGUAUUUCCACAUUUUGCCAAAUUGUCCAUUGGAUUGCAUAUUUCCCAGACUAGGCCUCUCCAUUUUCUUUCCAGGGGUGAGCCACCACCUCAGAGCUCAGACUCUGAGUUUUUGUAAAAUGGACAGAACUCCCAUCCUUGCAGAGAGCAUGUCCUAGAGCCCUUGACCCAUUUUACCUCUCCAACUUCCUGUGGUCAUCUUGCUUAAGUUUGCACCAUGGCCUUGCCUCGCCUCGGCUCCUCUUAGGGCAGACUCAAAAGGAAGUGACUUAGCUGUUGUCUAAUAAAAGGGCGGGGCUUGGGGACAUUAUCAGGUCACUUGCGCGUUUCACUUUGGGUGCAAACCAGGCCCGUGGGAUGUCUCAUAUUGAGGGACAAGCGCCCAGGCCUGAGGAGACUGACCAACUGCUGUUUUCCCCAGGUGGCCACCCCCAAUUGUGGAACCACAUGGACUCCAUUGGGCCUGUAGGGUUGUGGCAAAAGGAAGGAGCCCCCGGUUGCCCCCAGGAGGGCUUGCCCUGCUCUCCGGACAGCUCUGAGCUGGCGCAGGAAUGCCUGAAUCAAUUCAAGGUGACGAGCACACAGUUGCGGCAGAUCCAAGCCAGCCUCCUGCGCUCCAUGGAGCAGGCACUGACGGGCCAGGCCAGCCCUGCCCCUGCUGUCCGGAUGCUGCCCACAUAUGUGGGGUCCAUCCCACAUGGCACUGAGCAAGGAGACUUCGUGGUGCUGGAGCUGGGAGCCACGGGGGCUUCACUGCGUGUUCUGUGGGUGACCCUGACGGGCACUGAGGGGCACCAGAUUGAGCCCCGGAGCCAGGAGUUUUUGAUCCCUCAAGAGGUGAUGCUGGGUCCUGGUCAGCAGCUCUUCGACUUUGCGGCUCGCUGCCUGUCUGAAUUCCUGGAUGCGCACCCUGUGGACAGACAAGGCCUGCAGCUUGGGUUCAACUUCUCCUUCCCUUGUCACCAGACGGGCCUGGACAAGAGUACCCUCAUUUCCUGGACCAAAGGUUUUAGGUGCAGUGGUGUGGAAGGCCAGGAUGUGGUCCAGUUGCUUCGAGAUGCCAUUGAGCGGCAGGGGGCCUGCAGCAUCGAUGUGGUUGCCGUGGUGAACGACACGGUGGGCACCAUGAUGGGCUGCGAGCUGGGGACUGCACCCUGUGAGGUUGGGCUUGUUGUAGACACUGGCACCAACGCGUGUUACAUGGAGGAGGCGCGGCACGUGGCGGUGCUGGAUGAGGACCGCGGCCGCGUCUGCGUCAGCAUCGAGUGGGGCUCCUUUGGUGAUGAUGGGGCCCUGGGGUCAGUGCUGACCACAUUCGACCGCAUCCUGGACCAGGAGUCCCUGAAUCCCGGUGCCCAGAGGUUUGAGAAGAUGAUUGGCGGCCUGUACCUGGGUGAGCUGGUGCGGCAGGUCCUGGCUCACCUGGCCCAGCACGGGGUCCUCUUUGGUGGCUGCACCUCCCGUGCCCUGCUGAGCCGAGGGGGCAUCCUCCUGGAGCACGUGGCCGAGAUGGAGGACGCCUCGGCUGGGGCAGCCCGUGUGCACGCUAUCCUGCGGGACUUGGGCCUGAACGCAGGGGCCUCGGAUGCCGAGCUGGUGCGGCAUGUGUGCACGGCCGUGUGCACGCGAGCCGCCCAGCUCUGCGCCGCUGCCCUGGCCGCCGUCCUCACCCGCCUCCAGCACAGCCGGGAGCAGCAGACGCUUCAGAUCGCUGUGGCCACUGGAGGCCGAGUGUUUGAGCACCACCCCAGGUUCCUCAGUGUCCUGCAGGAGACGGUGACGCUCCUGGCCCCUGAAUGUGAUGUCUCCUUUAUCCCUUCUGUGGACGGGGGCGGCCGGGGUGUGGCAAUGGUGACCGCGGUGGCUGCCCGCCUGGCUGCCCACCGGCGCCUAUUGGAGGAGACCCUGGCACCGUUCCGGUUGAACCGCGAGCAGCUGGCAGUGGUGCAGGCACAGAUGCGGGAGGCCAUGGUCAAGGGGCUCCAAGGGGAGGCCUCCUCCCUCCGAAUGCUGCCCACUUAUGUCCGGGCCACUCCUGAUGGCAGCGAGCGGGGGCACUUCCUGGCGCUGGACCUUGGAGGCACCAACUUCCGAGUCCUCCUGGUACAUGUGGCCGCAGAAGGCGUGCAGAUCACCAACCAGGUCUAUUCCAUCCCUGAGAGUGUGGCUCAGGGCUCUGGGCAGCAGCUCUUUGACCACAUCGUGGACUGCAUCCUGGACUUCCAGCAGAAGCAGGGCCUGAGCGGGCAGAGCCUCCCCCUGGGUUUCACCUUCUCCUUUCCGUGCAGGCAGCUUGGCCUGGACCAGGGCAUCCUCCUGAACUGGACGAAGGGUUUCAAUGCAUCAGACUGUGAGGGCCAAGAUGUCGUGCGUCUGCUGCGGGAAGCCCUUAAGCGCAGACAGGCAAUGGAGCUGAAUGUCGUUGCCAUUGUCAAUGACACAGUGGGAACCAUGAUGUCCUGUGGCUAUGAGGACCCCCGUUGUGAGGUCGGCCUUAUUGUUGGAACCGGCACCAAUGCCUGCUACAUGGAGGAGCUCCGGAACGUGGCAGGAGUGGCUGGGGACCUAGGCCACAUGUGCAUCAACAUGGAGUGGGGCGCCUUUGGGGAUGAUGGCUCUCUGGACACGCUCAGCACCUGCUUCGAUGCAAGUGUGGACCAGGCAUCCAUCAACCCUGGCAAACAGAGGUUUGAGAAGAUGAUCAGUGGCAUGUACCUGGGGGAGAUCGUCCGCCACAUCCUCUUGCAUUUGACCAGCCUUGGAGUUCUCUUCCGGGGUCAGCAGACCCAGAGCCUUCAGACCAGGGACAUUUUCAAGACCAAGUUUCUGUCUGAGAUUGAAAGUGACAGCCUGGCCCUGAGGCAGGUCCGAGCCAUCCUUGAGGAUCUGGGGCUGCCCCUGACCUCGGAUGAUACCCCGAUGGUCCUGGAGGUGUGCCAGGCUGUGUCCCAGCGGGCAGCCCAGCUCUGUGGGGCAGGUGUGGCUGCCGUGGUGGAGAAGAUCCGUGAGAACCGGGGCCUGGAAGAGCUGACUGUGUCUGUGGGAGUGGAUGGGACCCUCUACAAGCUGCACCCCCACUUCUCUUGCCUGGUGGCGGCCACUGUGCAGGAGCUGGCCCCUCGCUGUGCAGUCACCUUCCUGCAGUCGGAGGAUGGGUCGGGCAAAGGUGCAGCCCUGGUCACUGCCGUUGCCUGUCGCCUGGCCAAGCAGACCCGUGUCUGAAGAAGUCUCCAGGAACCAGCUGUGCUGGACCAGGGCUGGGGCCCCACCUGUGCCCCAGCCAGGCUCAGCCACCCAGGACUCCCAGAACAGCCCAUGUGUGACCCCUCUGUGGCCACUGACCUCAAGUUCUGGCUUCCCCGAGAGAAGCAGCACUUGGGUUAGCAAUAUAUAUAUAAUUUAUUUACA
This is a messenger RNA of Myotis daubentonii (Daubenton's bat), 9286 nucleotides long. RefSeq names its product hexokinase 3 (gene HK3). Gene Ontology annotation, molecular function: mannokinase activity; ATP binding; D-glucose binding. The record is from RefSeq and is a predicted model, not a curated record. Gene Ontology annotation, cellular component: mitochondrion; cytosol. Gene Ontology annotation, biological process: intracellular glucose homeostasis; glycolytic process; glucose 6-phosphate metabolic process. Lineage: Eukaryota; Metazoa; Chordata; Mammalia; Chiroptera; Vespertilionidae.